ACAACAACAACAGCGGUAACAGGAAAACCAGCAACAGCAACAUAGCCAACCUGAGAGUGAGGUCUUCUCGGGGGUAGAUCCAGGUUUGGGAGGCAGAGAAACAACAGCCAAAGUCAGAUUCACAGCAACAAUAUGAAGAAUUUGAGUGCGAUUAAAGAGAAGGCGACGGGCGUUUUUAGCGGCCUGAAGCCGAAUAUGGAGAAAUUCGAAAUAUCCCAGAGCUAUCAUGGCGGUCACGGUGGCUACGAGGAAAUGGAAGGAGGCGAUCGAGAGGGUCGCGGACCAGGCGGUGGGCAUGCCUACGACGACGACGACGAUCGACCCGAUUCGCCAGCCUCCUUCGAAGAGAUCGAACGUCCACCAUUGCGAAAGAUCGACAAGUACUGCAAGGCUGAGUGUCCAUGUAUGCCGGCACGUUACACCAUUGCCACCAUGGCCUGUGUGGGAUUCAUGAUUGCCUUUGGCAUGAGAUGCAAUAUGUCGGCGGCAAAACUCAAAGGCGAACAUAAUGGGACUGUGUUUAUGAACUGGACGGUUGCCGUGGAAAGCCAUGUGGACUCAUCCUUCUUCUGGGGAUAUUUAAUAACACAAAUACCCGGCGGUUUUAUUGCAUCCAAAUUUCCAGCGAACAAAAUCUUUGGUCUAUCUAUCGUCUGUUCGGCCACUUUGCAUCUGUUUGUGCCCUUCGCUAUGACUUUGAUGCAUGGCCAUGUGGUGAUUUGUGUGCGCGUGCUGCAAGGACUCUUUGAGGGUGUAACCUAUCCGGCUUGUCAUGGCAUUUGGCGUUUCUGGGCACCACCCAUGGAGCGAUCCCGACUGGCUACUCUAGCCUUCUCAGGCUCAUAUGCCGGUGUGGUUGUUGGUUUACCUCUUUCUGGACUUUUAGCCGAUGCCGUCGGAUAUCAAGCUCCGUUUUAUGCUUAUGGUGUAUUUGGCAUCAUUUGGUAUAUGUUUUGGAUCUGGCUAUGCUUUGAGAAUCCUCGAAAACAUCCUGCCAUCAGUAUACCCGAACUGAAGUACAUUGAGAAAUCAUUGGGAGAGUCGGCUCAUCCCUCGAUGCCAUCGCUGAAGACCACACCGUGGCGUGAGAUGAUGCGCUCGAUGCCUGUGUAUGCCAUCAUAGUGGCGAAUUUCUGUCGUUCCUGGAAUUUUUAUCUACUCGUUUUGUUUCAAUCGUCGUUCCUCAAACACAAGUUUGGCUUCAAGGUGGAGGAGGCGGGUUUUGUGGGCUCACUGCCCCAUUUGAUUAUGACCACUAUUGUGCCCUUUGGCGGCAUGCUGGCGGAUCAUCUGCGUAAGAAUGGCAUCUUAUCGACGACGAAUGUGAGGAAGUUGUUCAAUUGCGGUGGCUUUGGCAUGGAGGGACUCUUCUUCCUGUUUGUGGCACAUUCAUCCACGUCGACAGGAGCCAUGUUCGCUUUGACUUGUGGCGUGGCGUUUAGUGGUUUUGCCAUUUCCGGCUAUAAUGUAAACCAUUUGGAUAUAGCUCCACGCUAUGCGAGUAUAUUGAUGGGUUUAUCCAAUGGCAUUGGCACACUUGCUGGCAUAAUAGUGCCCUAUGCUCUAGAUGGACUUAUUCAGGCAGAUCCCCACGGAUGUUGGACAACAGUAUUCACUUUGGCCGCUUGUGUUCAUCUAAUUGGUUGUACUUUCUAUGGUAUUUUUGCAUCGGGUGAACUGCAACCUUGGGCCGAACCACCACCUGAAGAGCAACAGGUCUGGGCACCACCAGCAGGGGCUAUAACCAACACAGAUCCCAGUCAGGCUGGCAUGAUGGGCAACUACAUGAAGGAAACGUCGUUUGGUGCACCCGAGUACAAUGAACAGAGCCAAAUGCAGCAAUCAAAUGCCAUUAGUUACGGCGCCACCGGACACGUGGCGAACAAUCCAUUUGCGGCUGGUGGUGCCAUUGCCGAGGAGCCCGCCCAGCCGCCAGCCUAUCAGGAUAAUUCCUAUAACUAUGACUACACGCAAGGACAACAGCAGUCAACAGAGCAAAUGCCGCCCUAUCAGCAACAGUAAAAUCGGUAAUGGAAUCACUUAAGUCACUGAUAUAUAUCAUAGCUUUUAGUUGACUAGUUGAAAAUUGUUUUAAUCGUUUAACGUUCGUUUACACUUACAUUUAUUGUUUGUUCUAUUGAUGUGUUGUUAAAGUUUAUAUAAAUCUAAUGAUAUGUGUACAUAAUAUGGGCAACUAACUAAACUAAACUAAACAAAGUAACUAACUAAGGAUUGAAACGAAUUUCGAUGAAAGCAAAAUAACAAACAAACAAAAAAAUAUAAAUCAUAUUCAUAUUAAUUCCACACGAACACAAUGAAACUAUGUACCUAACAGUGAAACUACAUAUAACACACAUACAAAUUACACACAUACACUUGUACACCCUCACACACACACACAGCGAAACAUAUAAAUCUAUAGCAUAAUUCUAGGCAUGGCUUCUGCAAAUUUCUAUUUACAAGCUCCCGUUCCUACAGCCUCCAAUAGAAUAAAAAAUAACUACAAAUAUCAUUGAAGCAAACAUAAUCCAGACUCAGAAUCAUAUAAAUAAUAAACAUAUAAAAAUAAUAAAAC
Drosophila willistoni is the source of this 2575-nucleotide messenger RNA. RefSeq names its product vesicular glutamate transporter 1 (gene VGlut). Bases 133 to 2022 code for a protein of 629 amino acids. NCBI's taxonomy places the organism in Eukaryota, Metazoa, Arthropoda, Insecta, Diptera, Drosophilidae. Gene Ontology annotation, cellular component: excitatory synapse; synaptic vesicle membrane. The record is from RefSeq and is a predicted model, not a curated record. Gene Ontology annotation, biological process: neurotransmitter loading into synaptic vesicle; monoatomic anion transport; synaptic transmission, glutamatergic. The transcript is spliced from 7 exons. Gene Ontology annotation, molecular function: L-glutamate transmembrane transporter activity; neurotransmitter transmembrane transporter activity.